This is a messenger RNA of Acipenser ruthenus (sterlet), 3172 nucleotides long. RefSeq names its product serine/threonine-protein kinase pim-3. Gene Ontology annotation, cellular component: cytoplasm. The coding region runs from base 647 to 1621 and encodes 324 amino acids. Lineage: Eukaryota; Metazoa; Chordata; Actinopteri; Acipenseriformes; Acipenseridae. The record is from RefSeq and is a predicted model, not a curated record. Gene Ontology annotation, biological process: negative regulation of apoptotic process; protein autophosphorylation; regulation of mitotic cell cycle. Gene Ontology annotation, molecular function: ATP binding; protein serine/threonine kinase activity. The transcript has 6 exons.
AUGAAAUCCUUGGGCGUCUCGUACUAUGUUAAAGUAGUGCCUUCAUGUACAAUUAUAUUUUAUUAAAAAAAACCUAAAAAGCUAGUUUUACAUUUUUAAUAUGUUUCGAACAUUAUUAAUUAUAGUACAUUUUUCAUGCAGGUAGUAGAUGUUUUUUGGUAAAGGUUAAGACUAGUUUGCAGGGCGGAGGAAUAUAUACGCCCCCUCCACGCGUCAAAAUAUUGGAGUUAAGAAGUAGGCUCGACCUCGAUUGAGUUCAGAACUGAAGAGAGUAGAAAACGAGGAGUAACGUUGGUGUGUUUAUUAUACAUUUUACAUUUAUUACUGUUUCAUAGAUUUUGAUUUGGAUCGAUUAAUAUUUGCAUGGACUAGUGCGUUAUGUCGCCAAAGCAGAGAAGAAGCUGAUUAUAAGUGUGACACAAAUUAAAGAAGAGCAUAUAAACAUUUCGACGGUUUACAGUUUAUUUCCAGACGGAUCUACUGUGAUUGUCUUUGCAGAGGUGGUUCGCAUCAGCAGGAGCACAUAAUUUGUCUGCGCCAAACGAGGAGACUGACAUUUAUACUUGACCUGAAUUGGCUUGCAUUGGUUACAUUUUGCUUCCAAAUAAAUAAGGGAUAUUUCACUGGGCUAUACGUUUGCUAGAAUAUGUUGCUGUCUAAGUUUGGCUCUCUGGCUCAUAUUUGCACCCCGACCGGCAUGGAUCAUAUACCGGUGAAAAUACAGCUCCAACCAGUGAAAGUCGAGAAGGAGCCAUUUGAUAAGGUUUAUCAAGUGGGGUCUGUUUUGGGAAGCGGCGGAUUCGGGACAGUGUACGCCGGUAGCAGGAUCUCAGAUGGACUGCCGGUUGCUGUUAAACAUGUGGCAAAAGAAAGGGUCACCGAGUGGGGAACCACAAAUGGCGUGGUGGUCCCUCUGGAGAUUUUGCUCCUAAAGAAAGUUGGCUCUGGAUUUAAAGGGGUGAUCAAGCUCUUGGAUUGGUAUGAAAGACCCGAUGGUUGGCUGAUUGUCAUGGAGAGACCCGAGCUGGUGAAGGAUUUGUUUGAUUUCAUAACCGAGAAGGGCGCUUUGGAUGAAGAGACGGCCAGGGGGUUUUUCCGCCAGGUCCUGGAGUCUGUUCGGCACUGCUACAGUUGUGGAGUGGUCCACAGAGAUAUCAAAGAUGAAAAUCUGCUUGUGGACCUUAGGACUGGCGAACUCAAACUUAUUGAUUUUGGAUCUGGGGCUAUUCUUAAGGACACGGUCUACACAGACUUUGACGGCACAAGAGUUUAUAGUCCUCCGGAAUGGAUCCGUUAUCACAGAUACCACGGAAGGUCUGCAACAGUGUGGUCCUUAGGAGUGCUGCUGUAUGACAUGGUCUGUGGAGACAUCCCCUUUGAACAAGACGAGGAGAUCCUGAGGGGGCAUUUGUACUUCAGGAGGAGAAUUUCAACUGAAUGCCAGCAGUUACUCAAAUGGUGCCUUUCACUGAGGCCUUCUGACAGACCAACACUAGAACAGAUAUUUGACCACCAGUGGAUGGGUAAAUCUAAAGCUGUCAAAACGGAAGACUGUGACAUCAGGCUGCGAACCAUUGACACUGAAGCAUCCAGCACAAGCUCAAGCAAGGAGAGUCUUUGAACCCCUUGAAUGACCUUGCAAUGGGAGGGGAGCCACAAUCCAAGGACACUGGCUUUGCUGCCAAGUUGUGGGAGGGAAUAGAAAGCUUAGCUUACAUUAAUGUCUGCCAAUCUGAACCUUUCAUUGAGGGGAAGAACAUUAUAUAUAUAUAUAUAUAUAUAAAAUAUAUAUGCUGGUUUCUGCUCCAAACUUAAACUUUAUUUUUAUUCUAAUUAUUCUUAUUUAAUUUCCUUGUUGGGAACGUUACUGUUUGAGAGCCGCAGGCCAGUACUUUGUUUUUUGGUAAGACUGACCUUAUUUAUUAAUAUGGUGACCUCGAAACGUAAAUGCAGACUUUGCUCUCAUAGAGCCUGGACUAGUUUUUUUAAUUUAUUUAUUUAUUUUUUUUUAAAUUUUGCUUUUGAGUGCCUUUUUGAAAGCUGCUUUAGUGGGGCUUUUAUUUGGAACUGCUGCAUGUUUUUAGUGCACAGAGGGACUUGCCCUGCUUGGGCGUUCUUAGUCCCUGUUGUGUGCAAUUGUAAAGGUGCACAGUGACAGAUGAAAUAGUCCCAUCACUGGUGAUGGCAUACUUGAAACACAGAAACACUCUCCAAGUCCUGCAACCCCUUCUUUGCUGCUUUAAAUAAAUACAUACUUCAGCCUGCACAGAAGUGUGAACAUGGAUGUUGAAGCAUUGUAUAAUGAAGACCACCCAUCUUUCUUUUAUCUCUACCACUGGGCACAAAGAACCCCCAACCCACCCCUCUGCCCUUUCCUUCUCCCUAUCCUUCCAUCAAAAUGCAAGUUGUAUGUGACCAAGACAUGUCAGGGCAUGGUUGGGAAUGCACAAUCAAUGCAGUAUUCAAGGACUCAAUUAUUUAUAUAUAUAUAUAUAUAUAUAUAUAUAUAUAUAUAUAUAUAUAUAUAUAUAUAUAUAUAUAUAUAUAUAUAUAUAUAUAUAUAUAUAUAUAUAAAUAAAAAUAUUGUUUUCAAAACUGUACAGUAUAUUUAUGUACAUUUUCCAUCUAUUUGUGUAAAUUAGACAUUCCACAGUUCCACCCUGUGGCUAUUUAUUUGUUUAUUUAUUUCUUUAGACUCAAGCUAUACUUUUUUAUCAUUAUUUUAACUCCAUAAGGCAUCAGUUUUUCAGUUCAUGUACUUUUUGUUUAUCUUCAAUGUUACCAUUCCUAUUGUAAAUAUCCUUUUACUUAAUCAGCUGCCAAUAUAUUUGCUGGAAGAUGGUGUCUUUACAUAGAUGCAUAUAAAGGUUACUUUUUAAUUGAAAGGGCAGUGGAUCUUUUAUUUUCUAAUCCUUGGUAAAGUUUGACAUUUGGUGAUUGAUGUAACUGUACAGUAAUGUUUGGAUCAAAGGAUUUGAAUUAUUUAAAUUGUAUAGUCUCCAUGCCUUGCCACGGACAGUAGGAUAGCAAAAUAACACUUAAUUUAUUUCAGUAACUGUUUGUGUGUAGAGGGUUUUUCCCCCCCCAAUUUAACAGUGUGCAAUAAACAAUGGAUGGAGAACAUAUUUUUUAUACAGAAAUUUCAAUUAAACUGUUUCUUUUUUGUAUAUAA